Messenger RNA from Oryzias melastigma (Indian medaka), 4124 nucleotides. RefSeq lists its product as uncharacterized. NCBI's taxonomy places the organism in Eukaryota, Metazoa, Chordata, Actinopteri, Beloniformes, Adrianichthyidae. The coding region runs from base 976 to 2133 and encodes 385 amino acids. The record is from RefSeq and is a predicted model, not a curated record. The transcript has 4 exons.
GUUUAAGGUUAUGAUUUAAUAUACAAAAUAAUAUAUGCCUGUUAUGUCAUAAUGAUAUUGAAACUCAAAGACACGUCGUCUAUGAUUGUAACUUGAUUUAUAUAUUUUGGCAGAAUUUACAUGAUUGGAUUUUAACAAAAAUAAGUGACCUUCAUUUAGCUCUAUCAAUAUUCAGUUAUUUCUAUUAAUAAAGACAAAAUAAUACCGUUUUUGUUUAAUAAUUUAAUUAUUUUAGGGACAUUAUUCAUACACAGCUGUCAUUAAAAAAAAACGUUUAGUUUUUCAGAAACGAUUUGAAUCUUUUAUGUUGGUCCCUUCAAAGACUAGAAUAUAAUAAAGCUUUGAAACUUUUAGAUAAUGUAUUAGUUUAUUCAAUCUAGUGCCUUUUUCUUUCUUAUUUAUUUAUACUUUUGGGUUAUUUUAAUACAUUACAAAUGUUUUAUUAUAUGUAUUUAUUUUUUAUAAUUAUUUUUUAUUCUUUUAUUGGCUGCUCAGACUUUAGUACUGUAUGUUGCUUUAAGAUUGUACUUAGCCCUUUGUUUUGUAAUUGUCAUUGUGAUAAGAAAUUUGAAUUUUUUCAUUAAAAAAAAUUAUAAAAUCUUGUCUGCCCUCUAGUGGUGAAUCGAGGGAAUAAAACUGGAAAGGGACGUAAUUCAUGAUGUGUCCACAAGAGGGCAUAAACUCCUCACUUUCGUCUUUAUUCCACCUGUUCACCACGAGCUCCUUUGGGCCCCCGGGGGUGUCUCCCGCAUCUCACGCUUAUAUACAUAGUUAAGGUGGUUUAAUCAUUUUGGAGAACGGGUGUUCGGGAUGGAGUGAGUCAUUGUUGGUGCAUCAAGAAGGUCUCAGAGGCUCUGGAGGCGGGUGGAGCAGACAUCUCUGGACUUCUCCACUCUGCGUCAAACCAACCGCCGGGAAGUGGAAGAAAAGCCCAGAAAAACUUGUUUGCAGCGUUGCGUUCUCCCCACUCAGAACAUGGCCGGAUCCCUGGAGAAAUUUUUCGCCAAGAAUAAAAGCGCCAUUGAGGCAGUGAUGGACAUGCUUGAGAAGGGAAAUGAGGUGCUGGCGAGCUCUGUGGGGGACAUCUUCCCCUUUUGUGAGGUCGUUUUUCCGGUUGUUCAACUGGCCUUGGACAAAGUUCAAAGCCCAGAGGUGAUCUAUGCUAAAGAGCAGUUCCUCACAUUGAAGGAUAAGAUGGAUCUUCUCUCCAGCCAGCAGGAAGAAAUCAACUGUGAGAUCAAGAAGGCAGGCCUUGACUCCGAUUUGUUCACAGUGGAAGAGAACAUUAGGAACCAAUUUCGGAAGUUUAUGGACUUCUUGGAGGCAAGGGAACAGUUCAGAGAAGUGAAAAAAAAGCUUUUUUUGGAUCACUUUUCUAAAAGUGGUGGAGAAAAGAACCUCUGGACUCUCUAUAUUGAGAUGGAAAAAAUUUUGGAUAUUGUAAAAAGUUACGUAGCGAGGAACCGCCGUCUCCUGGAGGAUUUCUGUGUUCGGCUGAAGGAGCUCCUCUGUUUGGGGCUGAUCGCUCUGAUGGGACACUGCGCUCUAACCGAACAGAGCCAAGAGGAGAAAAUCCAGGAGUGGAGUCUGAAGAUAAAAGACAUAGAAUAUCAAAUGAAGUCUGCCAUUGAGUCCUGUAUUGCUGCUUUCCCAGAGCAGGCUCAGUCAGACGUAGAGCGCCUGCUGCAGGAAAAGAAAGACGGAAAUCCUCAUCACGUGGUAGAGGGGCUUCUGGAGUUCUUGGUGAAGAAGUUUGACUGGGUCUGCUGGUCCGUGCGUCUCGUUAACCACCCUGAGGGCUUCUUCAAGAAGCACUGCACAGGGAAGCCCUUUCACCACGUGACGGGACAGACACGUUUUGAGGUCCUACGAGGGGACAACGUCCGCCUGGUGGUGUCGUACAGCACCAAUCCUCAGCCGGUGCCACGAGACGACAUCCAGCAGGCGAUGGAGGGUCUGGGCAAGAAGGGGAACCCUCUCGCAGUGGUGGAGAUGCUGGAGACGCAGCUGUGCGGCUUCUUCAUUCAUGUGGUCAGCUGUCAAUGCAAGCCUGAAUGUGUCUGGAGCUUUCCAGAAGAAUGUCACUACUGGGAGAAGCACAAGAACUGGGUUGUGUGUGUGCACUCCGAGUGAGACAAAUCACUUUCUGAAACAUGCAGGGAAAAAAAGUUUCAUGUGCUUGGUUGUGCUAACAAAGGAAGUCUAAAAAUCCCAGGAUGCGUCUAAACUCAAACAUUUAAAGUUUUCCAGAAAACCACACAUAACUAAAUAGGAGCAAAGACUCCAUAAGGGUGGAAUAAAAAGUCUCAAUCUCGAUUGCAUGCCCAGACGGGAAAAAAAAGUCAUGCAUCUUUGAUAAUGUUUAGGAGGCCGGGACAAAUGUGGAGGGUUCAGCUGUGAAUUCUGAACCGUUUUAAACCCAAACCUUUUUUUAUUCACCAGAGAAUAUUAAUGUUUAAACUCAAACGUUUGCUCAGUGAAGAAGCUCAUUUACAACAUGAUGCUGCGUAAGAUCAGUUAGGUGGGGAUCGUCGUUACCAUGGUUACCACCAUGCAGCAUCUCUUUUUUUCCCUUAAACAGUCUGAGGAAAAGGUUUUGGUGAGACGCCAUUUUCUUCUGAUACAGAUUUCUAGCUGCUGCAGAGCUGGUGAUCAUCUCUGGAGUGUUUAUCCUCCAACAAUGUUCUGUAGGUGAAAGAUGGAGACUCCAGGCACACCACCAUACCGCCAGAGUCUAUUAAUAGCUGCAGCGCAGAAUGCCUGCUAUGAAACAGACCUGAGCAGAUGUUACUUUAACCCUGUGAAGACCAGACAUAGAAGAAAUUUAAUUUUUUUGGGAGUCAAGGUGUUCUUUUAUAAUCCUUUGAUAAAAUCCACUAGAAAAAUGUCAAUGUUUUUAUUUUUUAUGUGUUUUGUUUUAAUUGAGAGAGAUAAUAAUAAUAUAGACAUGGGAGUUCUGGAAAAAUUCCCUUAUUUAGCCACCAUCUCAAAAUUGAUCCACACAUUGUGAACAGUGCAAACAUAUUUUAAAGAAUUAAUUAUCAAUAUUUUGUAUUAUUUAGUCAUUUAAGUGUGAAUAAAAAUAGACGAUUUAUUCUCAACAAUAAGUUACGAAAAUUAGCUAAACUUUUCCUGCAAGAAGUGCCUUUUUUUAAGAAAGUCAUGGAAUCAACCAUUUUUUUGAUGAGCAGGAAAACUCCUUCUACUGCCUCUAGUGGAAUGAUGAAGAACUGCAGGGCAGAAGAUUUGGAUCAAAUGAUAUCCAACAGGAAAGUUAAGGAAAGUUUAGAUCAAACUAGUAAGAUAGAGGUCUUAAAAAUGCAUGCAUCAAAAAAUGGAGCGAAUGGUUAUUGUUUCAUCAAUAUAUGUAAGCUUGUCUUCAUGAAUUAUUAACCCACAUUUUAUCAAAGAUGUCAUUUUUAAACUGAGAACCAAUUGGAAGGUCUCACUCCUCUGCAGGCUGGAGAGGAGAUCAAGAUCCAAGUUUGAUCACGUUUAUUGAUCAUUUCCAUUUCCUGUCUGGAUGACUGGAAACACCAGACACUGUUUAGAGCCAGAGAUCAUACAAAGUGAGUUAAGAUGCUGCUUUUACCUUCUCCUUUAAUAAAGCAGCACAGUGGGGGUGUGGGGGUGAGUGUGGGGGGUGUUCUGCUUAGGAAGGAAUUUACCUGAGUCAUCUGUUGAAAGGGAAUAAAAGCAUUUGUCAAACACAAAUGUAACCUAAAUUCUCUAAAUACCUGAAAACGUUUUAUCCAAUCUCGUUUUCCUCAUAUAAUCAACAUAAUCAAUCAACAUAAUCAACAAAUGGCUGCGUUAUUAGAUAAAUGAAAGUUAAUUAACAAAAUAAACAUUUAACAAAUAGCAAUUGUCUUUUACUAAUGACUGCAUGUCACCAUUUAACUGGUUUAGACAUUAUCCACUAACUCAAGUAUUAAAACGUUUUCCUGAUGUGUCAGGAGAAGAUUCUGGACUUCCUGCCUCAAAAAGAAGGUUCUGCUGAGGCGACACCUGAAGAUCUGUGAAAAAUGUCUCAAUGAGUCCAAACCUUCGUAUUUGUAGACUGUAAUGUACGAUCUACAACUGUGCAUUAAUGUAACAAGAAUAAAAUGAAUACUGCCGUGUUA